Molecule: messenger RNA, 1500 nt
Organism: Cyphellophora attinorum
Lineage: Eukaryota; Fungi; Ascomycota; Eurotiomycetes; Chaetothyriales; Cyphellophoraceae
Product: Cytochrome b2, mitochondrial
Exons: 2
Coding region: 1-1500 (499 amino acids)
Molecular function (GO): oxidoreductase activity
Source: RefSeq, a predicted model, not a curated record
AUGGGCAAAAUAUCGGUGGAGGAGUUGUCGAAGCACAACACCGUUGAUGAUGCCUGGAUAGUCAUCAACGGAACAGUAUGGGACGUGACCAAGUUCGCGCCGACGCACCCUGGGGGUUCAGAGAUCAUUCACGAGUAUCUUGGUGGGGACGCCAGUAAUGCGUACAAUGAGGUCCAUGGUCCCAGCGUUGCUGAGAAGCAUCUGGACGCAUCAGAGAACAAGGGUCGUCUCGACGAAUCGACCGUGACGGAUGAGUGGCGCUCGAAGCAGGCCGACCAGCAUGAAGGGUCAACGCCACUUCCAGAGGAAGGUCGACCGCCCUUGGACGCCAUCAUCAACCUCCACGACUUCGAAGAAGCUGCCAAACGGACACAUUCACGCAAGACGUGGGCGUUCCAGAUGACGGCUGCUAAUGAUUGCUUCACACGGGACGCGAACGCAGACUUCUACAAACGGAUAUGGUUUCGGCCGCGAGUCAUGGUUGGCGUCAAGAACGCGACGACACAGGCCACUGUCCUCGGACAAAAGUUCAAACUGCCCAUUUUCUCAUCACCAGCAGCACUGGCGAAGCUUUCCCACCCAGAAGGCGAGCUUGCCAUGGCGCGUGGCCUAGCGGCUUCCGGAUCCACGAUCAUUGCAUGCGCCAAUGCCAGCUACUCCUUCGCUGAAAUAGCGGGAGCUUUGCCCGCAAAUCAUCCAAUCUUUUAUCAGCUGUACAUGAAUAAGGAUCGAUCGAUAUCAGAAAACCUGAUCAAGGAGGUGUCGAAGAACCCCAACCUGAAAGCAAUCACUGUCACAGCCGAUCUACCUGUGGUCGGCAAACGCGAAGACGACGAGCGGGUGAAAAUUGAAGCUACCUACAAGGCAAGCAAAAAUAUGCAAAGUCAAAACGUGAAACGCGACAAUAAAGGCUCAGGUCUGGCACGAGCCACUGGAAGCUUCAUCGACCCGGACCUCAAAUGGGAAGACAUCACCUGGUUGAAGUCGAUCACGGAUGUGCCUAUCUUUGUGAAAGGCAUCCAAUGCGCAGCGGAUGCGCGAAAGGCUCUGGACUACGGUUGUGCAGGCAUCUACAUCUCGAAUCAUGGUGGCAGAGCCGUCGAUACUGCACAGCCUUCGAUACUGACACUCUUGGAGAUACAGGCCAACUGUCCAGAAGUGCUCGAGCAGAUGGAAGUCUUCAUCGAUGGUGGCAUUCGUCGUGGCACUGAUGUGCUGAAGGCGAUUUGUCUGGGAGCAAGCGCUGUCUGUCUUGGUCGGCCAUUUUUGUAUGCCGUAGGAUAUGGUCAAGAAGGUGUCGAGCACGCUGUUGAGAUAAUACGCGAUGAGCUAGAGACAGCCAUGCAGAUGAUCGGAAUCACCUCGCUCGAUCAAGCACACCCGGGCUUGCUGAACACGAGCGAGCUCGAUCCAUAUGUCUACAGAGGAGAUACACAUCCAUGGGCCAGGAAGAUUGUUCGGCGGAACUUGCAGACACGACCUCUCAAGUCGAAGCUGUAG